AUGCAGAAGUCCCACGCUGCUUCCAGUUCCUCUAGCGGCAAUGGCAAGCAGGCCAUGUCCCCGGAAAGUCACCUGGCANAGUCACCCAGCAAGUUGCCCUUGAAACCUAUCUAUCGCCAACUUCCACCUAUCCCGCUCUGCAAGUGCCGUGAUCGUGUGGAAGAGUCGACUNUUUCACAGGGCGAGAGACUCGAGUGGCCUCUUCUUCGCGAAAAGAUCCUGCGUGUCUUCNCUCGUUCCUCCAACCCCAUCAUUCCUUGCGAAUGGGGUCAAAAACUUGUCAGAGAAGGUGCCGACGGUCGUACUUGGGAGCUUCACUACCUGGAACUCAAGGAGUGUAUCACCGCACCCUCCUACAUGCCUGUUGCACCUCAUGCUUUACCACAAGUGCUGUUGCGUGGAGAAAGCGCAACCAGGAUGUCGGAUGCAUUGGAGAGCGUGAUGAACAUCUUGGAUCAGAUGCCCUAUGACUGGAGAUAUGAUACCGACACCAAGCUUCCCAUUCAUGCUGAGGAGUUUCCUGCAUUUGAGAUCGACUGCUCUAUGUGUGGGCUUCCUCGCAAAGACCCGAGAUACUUGCCACCCAAGCCUCAGACCAGCCACAAGCUCAACCUCAAGCGCUGA
Messenger RNA from Aureobasidium vineae, 624 nucleotides. NCBI's taxonomy places the organism in Eukaryota, Fungi, Ascomycota, Dothideomycetes, Dothideales, Saccotheciaceae. The record is from the annotation of a GenBank genome assembly.